UGGUGCCUGCAGCCAGGAGGCGGGAGUGACCCUAGGCAGCUGACCCAGCCCAGGCACUGCCUCUUCCACAGCCCUCAGGACACACCAUGGGCCCAGAGGCAGGUUUGCAGCACAGCAGCGACGACGCAGGCGGCGGCCCGGGCGACUCUCAACUGCCUCCCUGACCGCCGCGACCACCGCCCAAAACCCCGAGAAGCCAUCGCUAUCAAAGGCAGGAGAAUCAGGGACCCCAAAACCAUCUUCGCGACCGACUACAAGCUACGUCAACAACUAUGGCAGGCGAGGGGUGGCGGGCGGAGCGGAUGGGGGAAGAUUGGGGGAUCUACGUCACGCCGAGGGCACCCCUGCGGGAGGCCAGGCGCCGCCUCAGCCCUCAAAAUGGCGGCGGCAGUGACGCGCCUGCGUACGGGACUCCUUCCCCGUCACGUCACGGCCGGCGGGAAGUGAGGUUCUCAGAAGAGCCGCCAGAAGUGUACGGCGACUUCGAGCCCCGGGUAACCAUAGAAAAGUCCCGGGCGGGAAAACGAAGCUCGCGAGAAGAGUUCCGGCCCGAUUCUGAGAAAGAGGAAGUGAGAGAAAGCAACUACUACCUUAGAUCUCAGCGGAGGCAGCGGAGACCAGAGGAAGCCGAAGAGAUGAAGACACGAAAUGUGUCCCGCCUGCCGCAGCAGCAGCAGAACUCACGGCAGCUUCCGCCACAGCAGUCUCCGGCUACGACUAGAAGAAGGAUACCAGUGUCGCAUUUCUCUGAAGAGGAUGAACCAUUGUUAUCGUCACAAACUGUUUUCAGCAACAUGGUCUCAAAGAAAACCAGCAGAACACAAGAUAUCUCAGUGGCGAGUAAAGAUGAAGAUACUAUGCGUGACCUCCGUAGGCCCCCUAUAAAAAGAAACAGAUCUGAUUCGGCACACAAAACAAAUGGAAAUACUAAAAUGAGUGAAUUAGAAAGUACCAGUGUCCAAACGGAGACCAGUUUCUCUGAAGAAAAUACUGAAGAUGAUGAUCAAAACAGCUCUGACAGUGAUGAUGUGACCGCUUAUGCCAGAUACAGGGAAUCUGUGGACACUGGAGAUCAAACCUCCAGAUCAUCAAGUCAAUAUUCAGAAUUAUCUUGGUGGUCAUCACAAAGUGGAGAAUUCACAUCUCUUGAUGAACAACCGUCAGUGCUAAGAUAUCCAAAAAACUCUCAGAAAAGGGUUGAACAAACCACAAAAUGGGGGUCUAAAAUGCAAACCUCAUCACCAGGCAAGAGUUCAAUAUAUGACAGUUUUUCAGAUGAUGACAGCAUACAGAAAUCAAAGGUUGGCAAUCAGUCUCCACCAACCUCCAGCCAAUCAAAAGUGGCUGGACAACCCAAGAAUGCAAGUUUUUUGAGUAUGAAGUGGUUGUUGAUAUUACUUCUGCUUGCUGUUGUUGGGAUUUCUUGGUUCAUUUAUCCUAAGGAAGGAACAACUACUGCUGUUCAAGUGUUCCAGAACAAGAUGAAACAACUUAUGAAUAAAUAUCAAGGUCAAGAUGAGAAGCUGUGGAAAAGGAGCCUAACAUUCCUGGAGAAACAUCUUAAUAGCUCCCAGCCUCGGCUCCAGCCUGCUAUCUUGCUACUUACUGCUGCCCGAGAUGCUGAAGAAGUACUUAGGUGUCUGAGUGAACAAAUUGCUGAUGCCUAUUCUUCCUCCCAUAGUGGCCAUGCCAUCCGGAUUAAUGGGGAAGGCAAAGCUACUGAAGACAGUGAUACUGUCAAACACGAGGUAGAUGAGCAGCUGAGCAAUGGAUUCAGAAAUGGCCAGAAUGCAGCUGUGGUACACCGCAUCGAGUCACUGCCUGCCGACUCUACCUUGAUCUUCUACAAGUAUUGUGACCAUGAACAUGCAGCCUUCAAAGAUGUAGCCUUAGUCCUGACGGUCCUGUUGGAAGAAGAAACACUUGAAGCCAGUCUAGGUCUAAAGGAAAUUGAAGAAAAAGUGAAGGAUUUCCUCACAUUCAAGUUCACCAACUCUAACACACCCAGCUCCUACAAUCACAUGGACGUGGACAAACUGAGUGGGCUCUGGAGCCGUAUUUCUCAUGUAGUUCUGCCUGUACAACCUGAGCAUGACCUGAAGAGGGGCAUCUGCUUUUAAGGGGUGACAGAAGAAAAAAUCAUAUCCCAAGUUGAAAGAAUAUUCAGAUUUCCUAACCAGAGAUGGACUCAGAGCUCAUUUGAAAGAACUGGUUUCUUUUUAAAGGAAGCUAAGUUCUUAUGUCAACAUAGGACAUCUAACUCAUUUAUUCAAUGUAAUUAUCUGUUACUAGAGAAAGAAUCAUUUUCCUGUGUUCAUUAAGAGCUCUGUUAAUGGUAUCUGAGAACUAUAAAUUAUUUGCAGUCCCAUAGAGGAUCUGUUCAGAUUCUGGUUUGCAUCAUUAUUGCUACCCAUGGGAAGGUUUAGGAUCCUUCCAAUGAAUUUUCCCGAUUUUAUAACUUAGAUUUUUCAGUUUGUUGAGUUACUAGUAAGUCAGCUCCCUAAAUGCAGCCAUGGGUUUUCCCAUUUUGUUCUUUUUCACAUCUUUUAGGUGUUAGUCAGCUUCUGCUGAAAGGAGCAAAAGUAAUGCAAGUUCAACUGAGUGUAUAUUUGGGGGUUUUUUCCUUUAUUUUUAGAGGGUGGGAAGAAGAAAGCAAGGAAAAAAUGAGAAAUUGUGGCAUGGGAAAAGUGGGAGCUAAAGUGACGAGAUGAAAUAUUAAAGUCAGCCACUGAGACUUAAGUCAAUCAAACAUAGUUAUAUGAACUCCAUUCUCAGUGAUUUCUGUUGGGAUUUGUUUUUUUGCAUGCCCUUUUUCUUUAAAAAAAAAUGUUUAGCCCUUCCUCUUAGGAGCAUGCUUUUGAAGCAUAUAUAUCAUAAGGUUUAGUAGACUUGCUUUUUUCAGUUAUCCAGUUGUUUUGGACAUAACCUGAAGCAUUUGUUUGAAUUGAGAAAAUAAUUUCAGAAAUUGGUAAACCAUGUUAAUCAACAUUUCUGAAAAUUUUAUUUUCUGAAUGUUCAUAUGUUGCAGUCAACUUUUGCUUACAGGACUAAAGUAAUAAAAGGACUUCUGAGUGUGUUUGAAUGCUCUUAUAAUAGAUUGAUUUACUAUGCACAUGAUAAAUCUUAUUUAAGAGUACCUCAAACCAAAAAGAGUGAAAAUUACCAUAUGUGAAGAAUGUUAAAAUGUAUGCGUAUACAUUACUGUACUCUAGUAUUUCAGUUGUAACUUUGCAUCUAUAUAGCUAAGCUUUCUCAUUUAUCAAUUACUUUGGCUUUCUUAGAAUCUUAAAAUUCUAGAUCCACUUUUUUUUUGGAAGUGAAAAUACUGUUUAUAGAGUACCACAACCCGUCAUUGGUAUCAUUAUUUUGAGGAUCCCAUCACUGGUAGUAGAAUGUGGUGUAGUUUCCUUCUACUAGAGACUACCAGUAUUCAUAUAUUUAUACCCCUUAUUGUAAUUUGUUCUUAUCACAGAGUCAGGUUAUCUGAUUUAUAGAAGAUUCUAAAGAGUUUUUGAAAAGACUUUUAUAACGUAUAUAUUGUAUGAUGAAACAAAUGUUUUUAGUAAAUGUUUCACUGACCAAAAUAAUUUUAAAGUAAUUGAUUUCACUUACCUCUUUCAGGAAAAAUAAUUGUAACAGCUAACCUGUCUGUAAAUUUCUUUA
Molecule: messenger RNA, 3663 nt
Organism: Talpa occidentalis (Iberian mole)
Lineage: Eukaryota; Metazoa; Chordata; Mammalia; Eulipotyphla; Talpidae
Gene: TOR1AIP1
Product: torsin 1A interacting protein 1
Exons: 12
Coding region: 273-2120 (615 amino acids)
Biological process (GO): nuclear membrane organization
Cellular component (GO): nuclear membrane
Molecular function (GO): ATPase activator activity
Source: RefSeq, a predicted model, not a curated record